This is a messenger RNA of Sclerotinia sclerotiorum 1980 UF-70, 156 nucleotides long. RefSeq lists its product with no specific name. NCBI's taxonomy places the organism in Eukaryota, Fungi, Ascomycota, Leotiomycetes, Helotiales, Sclerotiniaceae. Bases 1 to 156 code for a protein of 51 amino acids. The record is from RefSeq and is a predicted model, not a curated record. The transcript has a single exon.
AUGGGAUGUCAGGAGAUUCUCCGCAUCGUUAGAUGCGGUGAUGCUGGGGAUCUGGUGAUGGACCCGAGUGAUGACGAUGAUGUUGGUGAUGAUGCUGGUGAUGCUGGUGACGAUGGUCGAAAGUGGGGUGGAUGCUUAGGUGAGAUGGAUUGUUGA